AUGUUGAACUGUGAUUUGAUUAUGUGAGACAAGUUUUAUAUUAAGCAUAUAACGGCAUUAUGAUGUAGCGUUUUAUAAUUAAAAUAAAUAUGGUUUUGGGCUUAGGUGAGGGCUAGGGCUAAGGCUAAAACUAGAGCUAAAGCUAGAGCUAGGCUGAGGCCAGGACCAGGACCAGGACCAUUUUGGGACUCUGGGCUAGGACCAGGACCAGGACCGGGACCAACACCAGGACCAGGACCAAGACCAGGACCAGGACCAGGACCAGGACCGGGACCAACACCAGGACCAGGGCCAAGACCAAGACCAGGACCAGGACCAGGACCAAGACCAGGACCAGGACCAGGACCAGGACCAGGACCAGGACCAGGACCAGGACCAGGACCAGGACCAGGACCAGAACCAAGGACCAGGACCAAGGACCACGACCAAGGACCACGACCAAGGACCAGGACGAGGACUAGGACCAGAACCAGGACCACGACCAAGGAUCAGGACCAGAACCAGGACCAGGACCAGGACCAGGACCAGAACCAAGGACCAGGACCAAGGACCACGACCAAGGACCACGACCAAGGACCAGGACGAGGACUAGGACCAGAACCAGGACCACGACCAAGGAUCAGGACCAGAACCAAGAUUAAGCCCAAGACCAAGACCAGGACCAAGACCAGGAUCAUUUUGGAGCUCUGGACUAGGACUAGUGUUAGAGUAGUGACCUGUAUUUGCUAUAUUUUACUCUACUGCUACAAACGUCACAACAAACGUAUCGUUUCCACCUUUCCAAGUACGAAUACUGCAAAAACUAUGACUAACCUUCAAAUUCUAAGAACAGUCUUAACUUCUACGUAG
This is a messenger RNA of Bursaphelenchus okinawaensis, 849 nucleotides long. NCBI's taxonomy places the organism in Eukaryota, Metazoa, Nematoda, Chromadorea, Rhabditida, Aphelenchoididae. The record is from the annotation of a GenBank genome assembly.